This is a messenger RNA of Aspergillus wentii DTO 134E9, 858 nucleotides long. Its product is annotated as putative short chain oxidoreductase/dehydrogenase. Lineage: Eukaryota; Fungi; Ascomycota; Eurotiomycetes; Eurotiales; Aspergillaceae. The transcript is spliced from 3 exons. Gene Ontology annotation, molecular function: oxidoreductase activity. Bases 1 to 858 code for a protein of 285 amino acids. The record is from RefSeq and is a predicted model, not a curated record.
AUGUCUACACCACAAGUUUGGCUCAUCACAGGCGCUUCCUCCGGCUUAGGCACCGUCCUCGCCGAAACCGUCCUAAAAGCCGGCCAUAAAGUGAUUGCGACAGCCCGUGAUCCUGUCAAAGCAGCCCAGACACAUCCCCAGAUUGAAUCUCUCGGUGGAAAAUGGCUACAACUCGACAUUACCCGGCCAGAUACGAAGGAGACAGUCGAAACCGCCAUCCGCGAAGCUGGUCAUAUCGAUGUUGUCGUGAAUAAUGCAGGGUACUCGUUGCUGGGUAGUAUAGAGGAUAUGAGCGAAGAAGAAAUUCACCAGCAGAUAAACACCAACCUCUACGGCCCGAUUCGAGUAACCAAAGCCGCCCUCCCAUUCAUGCGCGAACAAAAGUCCGGCACAAUCGUCAAUGUAGGUAGUAUCGCCGGAAUCCACGGGUAUCCAUCAUGUGGUCUCUACGCAGCCAGCAAAUUCAGUCUCGAGGGUUUAUCCGAAGCCCUCUCAGUGGAAGUAGCUCCAUUCAACAUCCGAGUCCUCCUAGUCGAACCAGGUUCAUUCCGUACAAACUUCCUCUCUGCAUACCUCACACCAGCCGCCGGAUUGAACCCGGCAUACGAAGGCACCGCAGUCGAUCAAAUGCUGCAACUAUUCCGAGACAGCAACGGCAAACAACCCGGUGACCCGGUCAAGGCUGUCGAGCGUAUCUACGACGUGGUACAGGGUACAGGAUUGGGAGCCGGGAAGACGAACUUCCUUCGACUUCCCCUAGGAAAGGACUGCAUGUCUCGGGCCCGAAGCAAGUUGGAGGGAAUGCUCAAGAACCUUGAUGAAAUGGAGGAGAUAGCCAGCAGUACUGGUCUUGCAUGA